CCUACGAUCUCGUGUUAAAAGUUGCUAACUGUAGUCAUUUGUAAACAACAGUCCAAAUCUCGGAAAAGUGAGCUCGAGUUGCAUCCAUGUUUGAUACGCAUUUGUGCAGUUUUUCAAUUAAUUACUAGACUUGUGAUCGAAAGUGCCAAUCUCUGCAUUAAGGAAAUGCAUCUAGUGAAUGCAAAACAUGCACGCAACCUGCAAUGCUAUUGCGAGGGGCACUGUCCCGGAAACAUUCAGAAUGGAACCUGCGAAACGCGUCCGGGCGGAAGUUGCUUUGCCGUCGUAGAGGAAGUGACCGAUGAGGAAACGGGUCUGAAAGUACCGGAAUGGAGUCACGGCUGUAUGUCACCGGAACAGAGCGGUGGUUUGCUACAGUGCAAAGUUGGAAUCCAGUCGCCUCAGAUUCACGGAAAGUCUAUCAUCUGUUGUGAUGAUUCGGAUUUCUGCAACAAAGACCUGCUGCCGGAGUAUGUUCCGAAAACCACUACCCCACCUCCCAAUGCAAAUGUGUCCGAUACCAGCAUACAUACCCUGGCGCUAAUAGCUUCGGUAGUAAUCUGUUCCGUGGCCUUCGUUGUGGUAACGAUUGCGGUCUAUGUGGCUUACAAAAAGCGGGAACGAAGGAAACCGAACUGUCUAAUUGAAUCCGUGAGUGGACCCAAUCUAUCACCACUGGCUGACCUGGUCGAACAAAGUAGCGGUUCCGGAUCUGGACUUCCCUUGUUGGUGCAAAGAACAAUCGCCAAGCAGAUUCAGAUGGUCCAUUCGGUUGGUAAAGGUCGUUACGGCGAGGUUUGGCUAGCUAAAUGGCGUGAUGAAAAGGUAGCCGUCAAAAUCUUCCUUACAACCGAAGAAGCCUCCUGGUUCCGGGAGACGGAAAUCUAUCAAACCGUUCUAAUGCGACAUGAAAACAUCCUCGGAUUCAUUGCGGCCGACAUCAAGGGAACCGGAUCCUGGACUCAGAUGUUGCUCAUAACCGACUACCAUGAGCUGGGAAGUCUCUACGACUACCUUCAGAAGCGGGUCCUAAAUCCUCAUAUGCUCAAAACGUUGGCUCUAUCACUUUCAUCUGGAUUGGCACAUCUUCACACCGAAAUCUUCGGAACACCCGGAAAACCAGCCAUCGCCCAUCGGGACAUCAAGAGCAAAAACAUCUUGGUCAAACGAAACGGCCAAUGUGCCAUAGCCGAUUUCGGCCUGGCAGUUAAAUACUCCAGCGAAUCGGACGAAAUCCAAAUUGCGCCGAACACUCGCGUCGGAACCCGCCGAUACAUGGCCCCGGAAGCUUUGAACGAAACGAUGGACACCAAGCUGUUCGAAGGAUUCAAACAAGCUGACAUGUACUCGCUCGGGUUGGUCUUCUGGGAAAUGGCACGCCGAUGCAUCAGCACCAUUCGUGGCACCAAAAACACAACCUGCGAAGACUACGCACUGCCGUACCAAGACGUGGUUCCAUCGGAUCCAAGCUUCGAAGACAUGUACGCAGUUGUGUGCGUAAAAGGAAUUCGACCACCGAUUCCGCAACGAUGGCAGGACGAAGAAAUUCUGUUAGUAUUAUCCAAGAUGAUGCAGGAAUGCUGGCAUCCAAACCCGGCCGUACGACUAACGGCGCUCCGGGUUAAGAAAACCCUCGUCAAGCUGGAAACGGACUGUUCGAUUAAGAUAGUAUAAGAAGCCGUUAGCGUUGAAGCGCUGAACUAUUUAUUCUACACAACUGUUUCACCCCGCUGUCUGAAAUAGUAGCGUCUUUUUCAGUAGGGAAACUAGCCUAAGCCGAAUCAUAGCAUUAGUGUGUAGUGCGUGGAAUAAUAAGGAUAAAACACUUCAGAUGCCAUAACGUGGACUUAACUGUUUUGAUGUAGGUAGCAAAGCUAGAUUUGCACACACCCACACCGAAAACUGUAUUGUAAAUAGCGCAAUCUCCGCCUGUCGCCACCGGUUGGAACCGAAUUUCAACCUCACCCCGAUAAGCCUUUUCGUUAAUAGAGCUUUUCCCCCUUGGCUUUUAUUUCUUUUUAAAAAAAAUAUAUGUUACUAGCUUUAAGCAUUGUGAAAAGUAAAUUGCCAUAUAGUCGUAAUGGAAGAUUUCACCUUUUUAACUUAGCUAAACACAAAAACACAAACGCAGCUCCAGUGAUUGGACCGAAAAAUUCGAUUGCCUUUAUACUUUCAGACGGAAGACUGAAAACAACCCUUUGCAAGGCCUUUAUUUUAUACAAAGAUGAAAAACGUAAAAACACAUUUUAUUAGACAUUUUCUUCUGUCAGCAGAGGCCUUACAACGCGGUGUCGAUCGUUGGAAAACAAACGUCCAAUAUUAAAAAGUUAAAUUAAAACUCACAAACAAGAAGACGGGAGCCACCCUUUAUUUUUGAAAGGGUAGGAAGCCUUUUAGUUAAGUAAAACGUGGUAAAUAUGUGUAGUAGAAGAAACAAAAACAUGCUUCCAGGCAAAAGUUUUCCCCGAUGGAAACCGUUUCCGUUUCUGGAAAGCAACAACAACGUUGAUGUGCCGUAUUUUUGGAGAACGUAGGCUUUAGAUUUUGUUUGCAUUUUUAGAGCCCGGCUAAACUUCCUUGUAGGCAAAACUUCUUUGCUCCAAACUGUAAAUAUGGUUUCCUACUUUUUAGACAACAGAAAAAAAAUUACUUAUUGGUAAUGUGCCUUCGAAGGAAGUGCAUUUCUGGUAGGAAAGAAAAAAAAACAAAUGUGUACAGAAAGUGUUAUAAAAUAAAAUAAAAACAGCUGAAAACAGAUUUCCUUUGGCCUUGAUCCAAUAACAAAACACGAAAGGAUGUUUCCUUCAAAAGCUGAUUAAAAACAAAUCUAUUAAACAACAAACACUACAAAGCAGUAUAUUUUCCAACGUCUAGGAUUAGAUAAAUGUAAUUUUUACAGCAAAUAAUACAAAUGUAAAGAGAUGCGAUAAGGUGUUAUGUAUUGGAAAGUAUGUUAAUAAUAAAUUUUAAUACAAAUA
Uranotaenia lowii is the source of this 2978-nucleotide messenger RNA. Its product is annotated as bone morphogenetic protein receptor type-1B-like. The record is from RefSeq and is a predicted model, not a curated record. Gene Ontology annotation, cellular component: plasma membrane; signaling receptor complex. Gene Ontology annotation, molecular function: SMAD binding; transforming growth factor beta receptor activity, type I; ATP binding. NCBI's taxonomy places the organism in Eukaryota, Metazoa, Arthropoda, Insecta, Diptera, Culicidae. The transcript is spliced from 3 exons. Gene Ontology annotation, biological process: protein phosphorylation; BMP signaling pathway; dorsal/ventral pattern formation. The coding region runs from base 166 to 1674 and encodes 502 amino acids.